AUAGCCAAUAUCCAGUCUGAGUACAUGAAAGUAAUUGAAGGGAAAGUGGACAUGCUUUUAGAACAAUGCAGGAGAAAAGAAAGUAAGUUGGAAAAUAAAGAAUUGGAAAUGAAAUUUGAAAAAAUGUGGAAAGAAACCUUUUCAGAAUUAUCGCCCAUUUGUUUACAGAAAUAUGAAAUUCAUGAAGAUAUAGAGUUCCAUCUGAGAAAAGACCUGGAUAACAGAGGGAGUUCUGUCAAUCAGAAGAUACAAAAAGCAGGAAGCUUGAUGAAUUAUAGAAUUAACUCUUUCACAAUGAGAAAUGAAUACUUAGACUUCUCAUUUACCUCAGCUGUGAAAUGUUGGCUUACAAAAAAACAGUCACAGAAAACAGAAAAACUUGCUCAAUCCUUGAUGGCCCAAUGUAAUAGUUACAUUGAAGAGAGAAUCUAUUCCAAGGCAGACUAUGAUGAAACCUAUUGCAGAGAAUUGUUGCAUUUGAUCAAUGAGAAACUUCAACAGGAGGAAGUGAAAAAACUGCAGACUUCUGUUUGCUUUGAAGUUGAUCUGAAGCUUCACAUUUUGGGGGAAGCCGCUCACGCAUUUCAGAAGAUGCAUGAAGAUUUUCUCAAGGAAAAUGAUCCUCAGCAACGGUUGGAGAAGCUGAAACCUCAAUAUUUCUCUAUAUUUAAAGACCACUACUUGGAAAAAGAUGCCCGACAAAAUAGAGCCAGGGAUUUAUGUGAUCAGUGUCUCAAACCUGCCUUAAUGAAUUAUGUUAGCAAAAGGCUCGGACUAGAAAUAGUGGAUGACAUUCUCAGCAGCGGACAGUCCAUUGAAUUUGCCAGUCGGAGCUUUUUCCAGUUCACUGUGCAGAAGAAGCUGUUAGAAGAUGGGAACUUCAACAACUUUGUGAAAUACAUUAUCAACUAUGAAAAGUUUGUCAAAGCUUGGAUAUGGAGGCACAUAUUAGAUUUCUACAGAGAGGCUGAGGAUUUGGAAGAUCUUGAGGAAGAAAUUCUAUCCACGAUAAUAAAGAAAGUCAAGGACGCUCUGGAGAAAGCCAAAGAUGAAAGUGUUACGACAGUCUCAGCCUUUCUAAACAACUUUUGUAAAGUGCUGCAGAAAGACCUAGUCAUUUCCAAGGAUACCUUGGUGGGGAUACAGUUUAAAAACACAGCAGAUCCAGAUCAAUUUUGUACUUUUAUUCAAACCUUCCUUCCUAAUCUGCAGCAACAAAUACUAGCCGAAUUGAAAGAUUUGGAAAUUAAAUCAAAGCUCUCCCAGCUGCCACUGAAGCCCCAGGAUGAAAUCUUCAAGCGAGUGUUUGGCUGUGGAAAGCAGUGUCCGUUCUGUAAAGUCCCCUGCGAAGCAGGAGGAGGGGAUCAUAAAGAGCACUUUGCAUCAGUACAUCGUCCUCACGGGCUAGGAAGAUACCAAAAUUUGGUAACAGACAAGCUUACCUAUUCUCUAUGUUCUUCUGAUGUGGUUUCCAACACUACAUUUAGAAAUUCAGACACAGAUUGGAAGGAUCAUCCUUUUAAAGAUUAUCGUCAAUAUUACCCGCACUGGCGCAUUCAGCCAGAUCCUAGCAUUACUGCUUCUGAUUACUGGAAAUUUGUUUUUAAGGAGUUCAAUCAACAGUUUGUUAAGGAGUAUGGUGCUAAACCAGCUGAUCUCCCAGCAGACUGGCAAAAAAUAACCAAAGAACAGGCUCUGGAGAGCCUAAAGGAAGCAUUUACUAUGAAAUAAACAUGCAGACAAUCUCCUUAAAUGGG
Gopherus evgoodei (Goodes thornscrub tortoise) is the source of this 1757-nucleotide messenger RNA. Its product is annotated as interferon-induced very large GTPase 1-like. NCBI's taxonomy places the organism in Eukaryota, Metazoa, Chordata, Testudines, Testudinidae. Bases 25 to 1731 code for a protein of 568 amino acids. The transcript has a single exon. The record is from RefSeq and is a predicted model, not a curated record.